AUGGCGCAAGUAAUGAUGCCGAAAGUGAGAAUGGUACUCCUCCUCGUCCUCCGAGCAGAAAAAAGCAGCGUGAAGCAGCAGCUGCCGCCGCUGCCGUCUUGUCAGAAGACCGUAGACGUGCUCUCCAGGCUACCUAUAAUGGAGCCAGCGCUGGAUAAGGCAUAUAAUUUGCUUACCCAUUACCGUAUUCCUGGACCGGAACUUGUUAAUAAGAGCGUCCCGAGCUGUGGCCUUCCAUCUGGAUGGUCUGACAAACAUGAUCGUUGCAUCGCCUACCUGUCCACACAUGCUCCAUUAGUCCAGGGAAAGGUCCCUAAACAAGAGGCACUUCAACCAAGACAUAGCACUCGUGAGAUUACUACAUUCAUAUUAAAGCGGUUUCCAGAGCUCUGCCGUCAUCGUAUUAAGGAAACCACAAUUGAGUUACGUCUAGAAUUGCUUGAUCGUUCCGAAAACUCCUACUUCAGCGUUGCCUAUGGUGGUUAUAGUGACCAUGAGUGGGCUCGUGGUAUCUAG
Molecule: messenger RNA, 516 nt
Organism: Sclerotinia sclerotiorum 1980 UF-70
Lineage: Eukaryota; Fungi; Ascomycota; Leotiomycetes; Helotiales; Sclerotiniaceae
Exons: 4
Coding region: 1-516 (171 amino acids)
Source: RefSeq, a predicted model, not a curated record